Molecule: messenger RNA, 993 nt
Organism: Schistocerca nitens (vagrant locust)
Lineage: Eukaryota; Metazoa; Arthropoda; Insecta; Orthoptera; Acrididae
Product: 18S rRNA aminocarboxypropyltransferase
Exons: 4
Coding region: 20-745 (241 amino acids)
Biological process (GO): maturation of SSU-rRNA
Molecular function (GO): rRNA small subunit aminocarboxypropyltransferase activity
Source: RefSeq, a predicted model, not a curated record
UGUUUGUAAAUAUUGGAGGAUGAAGAAAGCACAUGUCAAACGCGGGAAGCGUGCAGAUAUGGGGAAAGGUAAACAUAAUCGCAAGGUUAAAUCGAGAGAACUUGCCAAUACAGACGAUUCAAGUGAUGUCAUCAUUUCGAAACUGAAAUUAGAAGAUACUUCUUCUGACAAAGGUAGUAACACCUCAGAAGAUGAAUAUUCCGAAACUUACUUGUCAGAAGCACCCUUUCCAGUUGGUAUGUGGGAUAUGGAACAUUGUGAUCCCAGAAAAUGCAGUGGAAGAAAACUGUCUCGCCAUGGAUUGAUCCAGACUCUACGCCUUGGACAGAGAUUUAAUGGCAUUGUACUCACUCCUGUAGCAGAAAAGUCUGUUGCUCCUGAUGAUCGACAUAUUGUUGCUGAAAACGGUGUGGCUGUCGUUGACUGUUCCUGGGCAAGACUGGAAGAGACCCCUUUCUCCCGGAUGAGAACUGCCAAUCCUAGGCUCCUGCCCUUUUUAGUUGCAGCAAACCCAAUUAACUAUGGCAGACCAUGGCAGCUCUCCUGUGUGGAAGCCCUGGCAGCAACAUUUUUUAUCACAGGGUUCGAUGUGGAAACUACACAGAAAGUUAUCUCUCAGUUGGAGCAUGUGAUGAGAAAUCUAGGGAGGAAACUGAAAGAUGUGGGUAGACCCACUCUCACACUCCUGUAUGGCUGCACCCUUGUUGGUACAGUCUACUUUCAAGAGACCAUAGAUGCUGCGUAAUGUACUCAAGCAUCUGUCAACAUCAAUCUUGUGACUGAAAGUUGUAAAUUGUUAGCCAAGAAAUUAACCUAUACACAAAAUUCUUGUAUUUAUAUAAGUUUCAAGGAAUUAGUUGUUUAGAAGAAAAAAGUCACUACUACGGACAGUGUUAUUCCACAUAAAUGCAUCUUUUUUCAAGUAGGAGGAUUAACUUCCCAACACAUUAUGUAACUUUAAAUCUUGUUUGUCUUGGUUUGAUGUUCCAUGAC